CAAUCUUUUACCUAUACUUUUGUCCCUCACCUGCUCUCACUCUACCUGUGUAGGAUUCUCUACAGUUUGGGAGAUCGUCUGUCCCUCACCUGCUCUCACUCUACCUGUGUGGGAUUCUCUACAGUUUGGGAGACCGUCUGUCCCUCACCUGCUCUCGCUCUACCUGUGUGGGAUUCUCUACAGUUUGGGAGACUGUGGAUACAGUAUCCAGUGAAAGUAGGGAGCCCGCGGAGGAAUCAUAGGAACCAGAUUGGGAGCCAGCAGAGGAAUCAUAGGAACCAGAUUGGGAGCCAGCAGAGGAAUCAUAGGAACCAGAUUGGGAGCCAGCAGAGGAAUCAUAGGAACAAGAUUGGGAGCCAGCAGAGGAAUCAUAGGAACCAGAUUGGGAGCCAGCAGAGGAAUCAUAGGAACCAGAUUGGGAGCCAGCAGAGGAAUCAUAGGAACCAGAUUGGGAGCCAGCAGAGGAAUCAUAGGAACCAGAUUGGGAGCCAGCAGAGGAAUCAUAGGAACCAGAUUGGGAGCCAGCAGAGGAAUCAUAGGAACCAGAUUGGGAGCCAGCAGAGGAAUCAUAGGAACCAGAUUGGGAGCCAGCAGAGGAAUCAUAGGAACCAGAUAACAAACGACCCAACUAUGUCAAAAGAGGGGGACAGAGCAUCAGUGUUGAAGACCUCUAAGGUUCGGACCAAGCUGAAGGGAGAUGCCAGCUGGAUGCAGAGACUCAGUGAACCUCAGUCUGAAACAGAGGAGGAGAAACCAUGGAUGGCAGAAGUUAAAGUGAAUCGACUGAAUGGAGCCCCUAUAGACACCAGCCCAAUAGCCUCUCCAACAUCCAAGACCCCUCCCUCCCCCACCAGACCUGCAGAAAAUGGUUGUACUGACAAACCACCAGAAACCUCCCUGACCACAGAUGUUACAUCUUUUGUGGCUAAAAGGGUGGUGAUCACAGACAAUGAUGACUCUGUCUUCACCAAGACUCCCUCUGUCCCCAAAGAACCAGCUGCACUAUCUGUGAAAGGUGUCCCUCCUGUUUCUGUGAAAGACAUCUCUCCUGUAUGUGUGAAAGAUGUCUCUCCUGUAUCUGUGAAAGACGUCUCUCCUGUAUCUGUGAAAGAUGUCUCUCCUGUUUCUGUGAAAGACGUCUCUCCUGUAUCUGUGAAAGACGUCUCUCCUGUAUCUAUGAAAGACGUCUCUCCUGUAUCUGUGAAAGAUGUCUCUCCUGUAUCUGUGAAAGACGUCUCUCCUGUAUCUGUGAAAGAUGUCCAUUCUGUAUCUGUGGAGGACAUCCAUGUAUCUGUGAAAGACGUCCUCCUUUCAAGCCCUGUCAUAGUUGACACCCCAGCAGUGAUUGACCCUUAUGAGGGCAUGAAGCCAGGGCGUACCAAAGUGGCCACUGAGCUGUCCCCAGAGAGUAGUGUCCCGUUGAAAGUAGUCUCCCCAGUGUCCCCUGUCCCAUACAAACCAGUGAAGACAGAUCCUGCCCCAGUGGACACUCUGACAGCCCUGUCUGACACACUCAUCUCCUUCGACACAGGUUCAUCCAGCUCCAGAGUCCCUGACCCAGUAGGGACAGAGACAGCAGAGCCAGAGGACAGAUUGCAUGGUGAGCCAAUCCCUCAGCUCAUGGUUGAUGAUCUCCUCUCUCUCACUAAUGGUCUAGAAGAGGAGUUGGUAAAGCCCAUCCCUCCCAGCCCAGGAUCGAGGAGUCAGGAGCUUCUCAGUGGAUCAGACAGAGAUAUUGUCUCGACAGAGGUAGUGUCCCCUGACAGUUCGACCCCUAGUACUGACUCCAGUGAUUCACCGUGGGAUAGAUGGAGUGCACCAACUGUCUAUAAAGAGAAGGAGGACAGAGACCCAGAGCCUUCAAUGGACCGUUCAAGCUCCUACUCCAGGACCUUGGACAGUUCUGCCAACCAGAGACCCAAGGCACCAGACACAGAGUCCAAGAAGUGUUUUGUGUACCUGAAGGAGUAUGUGGACGUUACAGAUCUAACCAAGCACAACACUAGAGACAACGAUCCUGACUAUGUAACGUCUAGUUCUACCAGCCAUUCCUACAGUAGCCCCUCCUCUUACACCAGGUCUACCAUGACGUCUGCCUGUACGUACUGUGGAGAGCAGGUGGGCAACGAUGCCAAGAUCACCAUCGAGCACCUCAACAUCUCCUGCCACCCAGCCUGCUUCAAGUGUGGUGUUUGCAGUAAGCCAAUGGGGGACUUUCUGUUCAACAUGUUCCUGCACAAAGGGACAGUCCACUGUGAGAGCUGCUAUACCAACGUCUUGUAGGAUGCUUCCUUUCCUUGUCUCCUCGUCUCUUUUCCUUCAUGGCCACUGAGAGGUGACAAGACUGGAUGGUUGAUAUAACUGCUCUUUCCCAUCAAGACCUGUCGUCUGCUGACAGACACAGGGACACUGCACCUUGAGUUUGACACGAAUUUCCAUGUGUGAGAUUUUGUUUUCAUACCUUUGUAUGGAUCUGAAUUUCAUGAGGUUAACACUGGAAUUCUAUGGCAGUUACUCUAUGGUUUAAAGAGAAUAAUAUGAUCAAAUUACUGAUAUUGUCUUCCGUCCAUUUGAAUGACCACUUUUUUUGGUCUUUUUUUCUCCUUAAAGGCCCAGUGCAGUCAAAAAACGUGAUUUCCUAUGUUUUACAUAUACUGUAUUUCCAUGCUAUGAGGUCGGAAUAAUACUACGAAAUUGGGAAAAUUAUGAUAAUUCUCUUUGUGUGUGUUGGAAAAAUGAUGAUUAAAUGACUGAACAAAUCAUUUUAAAUGGAACUGUAUAACUAAGUAAAACUUAUACUCUGUUUUAUUAUAUCUGAUUAACAAUAUGAGUUCAUAAGAAGGGAUUGUGAGACACAGACAAGGAGUAAUUAAAGUUUAUGAACACCAUUCCAACUAGGAAGAAAGGAAUGGGUUGUGGAUUAAGUAAACAGAUAAGGUAGUUAACCUAUGGUUGAACCGAUGAAACUGAGCUCUGGGGUUUUUAGAUAACCUAGGAAUGUCUUUUCUGUUAAUUAGAACUGUCAGUUCAGUGGGGAUCGAUAAUGUUGAGGGGUCAAAAGUUACCUGGGAGUGUGUUAAUAAGUUAGAAUGAACUUUUCACCUCACUUUGUCCCUGUCGAGAGGAGGGGUUUCUGUUAAGCAAUGAAAUGACGUCAUGUUUUGUAUAUAAACUGUUGAUCGUGGUGAAGUGGCAGCGCGCUCCGAAUAAAUUCUGUUACCUAUUAUUGAAAA
Messenger RNA from Oncorhynchus keta (chum salmon), 3233 nucleotides. RefSeq names its product mucin-2-like. The coding region runs from base 631 to 2283 and encodes 550 amino acids. The record is from RefSeq and is a predicted model, not a curated record. Lineage: Eukaryota; Metazoa; Chordata; Actinopteri; Salmoniformes; Salmonidae. The transcript is spliced from 16 exons.